UGGAGCGCUUUAACAUGUUCUAUCAGCUGAUACGUGUAGUUUGCUUCGUUAGCUUGUGCUGUUUGGGAGUGACUAACGCAAAAUUUCAAAACAAUUUCGAACAUUUUCUGGUUUUGCAAUCCGAUGCCGCGAAUUUCUCACGUGGCAUCAAGGAGCUGAUUGAGCGCAUACAAACGGAGGGUCCGUUCGUCAGUUACUUUCUGCUCAGAAAACAUCCAUCAGAUUGUGUGGAUGAAGCUUUACCAAUGAAUUUCGAAUUGCCUUUCAUGCAACUGAACGAAAGUGAACAUUCGUAUGUGCGUGGCACGGGUAAUAGCGUACUACUGGCCAUAUUGUGUCUCCGGCAACUCACCGAUAAGAAUUUCGUGUUGAAAUUCUCUGAAGAUUUGCAGCACAUACGCACUAGACGUAUAGUGGUUAUACAUAACAGAAAUUUGGCGGAGAGCACACAUGCGGAAAUCGAGACGUUCUUCCGUUACUGCAUGCAAGUCAAAUUUCUGCAUGUCGUACUCGUACAUCGUGACUUCGCGGAGACCAACAUCUUUCACUCACUUAAUCACUUCCCGGACUUUCAAUUGGAGACACGCGAUCUACGUGCCGCAGCGCCAAUCUAUCCCAAUCGAUUGGCGGAUGUCAAGGGAAAGAAGUUGCGAAUAUUGGUCGAUCAAAUAGAGCCGAUUACCAUGUUGUAUGAGGUCGGCGAUAAACUUAUUGUAGAAGGUUACAUCGGUUACUUUAUAAAGACAUUCGCCUUGCGGUACAACUUUCAGCUGUGGCUACCGAAAGAAUAUGAGUCCAGUGUAGUGCGUGUAAUCUCUAUAGAGGAGAUACGUCAAGCGGCACGCAAUGACUCGAUAGAUGUAGGCGCAAGUUUAUCUACACCGCAAAAGGAGGAGAACUUACACGAAUACAUCUAUCCGGUUGAGUUUUUUCAAUGGCUGACUAUGCUGCCGGUGGAACCACAACUGGAAACAUAUUACUUUUUCAUCACCAUCUUUAGUCCAACAACUUUAAUUGGUAUAUUUGUUAUAACCUGGUGUUUGUGUUUUGUCUAUGUUGUACAUUUGAAAAUGAAGUGCCAAACUCUACGUUGGAAUCGACCGCUUUUGUUUUUAUUUUUAAUACCUUGGCAUCUGGACUUACUGCGCGGUCUUCUGAGUCAGUCAACCGCUAUGCGUCUGAAUUCCGCCACUCGACGCAUUAUUUUCAUUUUAGUUUUCACGCUCGGCGGUACUUUGAAUAGUUUCUUCUCGACGAAAAUGGUAAACUGGUUGACUGUGCCGCCACAUGAAAAGCCAAUUGAAAUGUUUGGCGAUCUCGCUGCUCGUAAUCUUAAGAUACAAAUUGCUGUGCCCGAUAUAGCUGAGAUUAAAUUCUAUCGUGGUGAGAAGUUUUGGAGUGACCAUGCUCAUAUCUUCAAUGUGGUGAGCACGUUUGAUGAGUUUCAGGAUAACAUACGCAAGAUGGACACGCGUUACGGUUAUAUGAUGCAUAUUUUAGCUUGGCCAAUAAUUGAGCAACGUCAAAUGUAUUUUAAACAUCCGUUAUUUCGUUUAUCCGAAAGUCUAUAUUACACCAAGGGCUCACUGCUUAGUCUGCCGAUAAGCGAGAAUUCCAUGUACAAAGAUCUGCUGAGUGAAUUCGUCAUGCGCUCACGUGAAUCGGGUUUAUUGGGUUAUUGGUACAAAAGAACAUUCUACACGAUGGUCUCCCUCGGACGCUUCAAUUUCACAGACCUUAGUACCAACCAGAAACAUGAAGUGUUAACUUUGAAAGAGUUCGAAUGGGUUUGGAUCGCAUAUGCUAUUGGUGUUGGAUUGAGUGGACUCGUUUUUAUGUUCGAAUGGAUCUGGUAUAAAAUGUAAUUCACAUUGCAGUUAAUAUUGUUUAUGGCAACUGUAUGUGGAUACGAAUUAAGUUUUUAGAAUGGAUUCUGGAGUUAU
Zeugodacus cucurbitae (melon fly) is the source of this 1943-nucleotide messenger RNA. RefSeq lists its product as uncharacterized. The transcript has a single exon. The record is from RefSeq and is a predicted model, not a curated record. NCBI's taxonomy places the organism in Eukaryota, Metazoa, Arthropoda, Insecta, Diptera, Tephritidae. Bases 15 to 1865 code for a protein of 616 amino acids.